AUGCGCCCGCGAUGCUCGCCCGCCCGUGCACUUGAAGAGCUUCGGACAUUUGCCCAUGCGAAGCGCCGGCCUCACGCCAGACCAUGCCUCCCGCUUCCAACGCCAUUGACACACCCAUGGCGGUUGCACUUUUCCUCCACCGCCCGAAAUGAAGGUAGAAAUAUCGCGGUGAUCGGCGGCGGGAUUACGGGUCUCACGACGGCUCACCAUCUCGCCAAAGACCCGACAAUCAAUGUCACGGUCUGGGAGCGGUCGGAUCGGUUAGGCGGACACCUUAAUUCUGAAAAGAUUGAUGUGGGAGAUGGGCAUAUUGUUUUCGAUUACGGGCCUCGCACCUUUCAAGCGAAUGCGAAGGCCUUCUCUACGCUUGACUUGAUAAUAGACCUUGGUCUUUCGGAGCAGAUAAUUCUUACUAGCAUUCACGAUGCAGCUUCGCGGAACCGCUACAUAUACUACCCUGACCAUCUUGUUCGCCUGCCUGGCCCACAACCGGGAGGAGGCCUGCUCGUGAACAUCAUUUCCAACGUUAUAAGUCUCUUUACAGAACCGCUGCUGAAGGGUCUACCUUGGGCGAUUGCGGCUGAGUCGUUCAAACCCAAAAGGAGCGCAAAACUUGAAGAUGAAUCUAUUGGCGAUUUUAUGACCAGGAGGCUAGGGAGCGCUAUUACGGACAAUAUUGUCUCUGCAGUCCUCCAUGGUAUCUAUGGAGGUGACAUUUAUAAACUUAGCGCGAAAACAAUACUCCCAGCUUGGUGGCAACUGGAGCUGAAAGGCAGAGGGGGCGUUUUUCUACCGUUGUUAUCCCCUAAGAGGAAUGUACGUGUCGCAUAUGACAUUUACCGUGAACUUCAACUACUCAGCGAGGAAAAGGGUGUGACCUACCCGCGCGAGCUCCUAUCUCGCGUGAGCGGUGCUAGUGUAUUUGCCUUGAAAGCGGGAAUGGGUCAGCUGGUUGAUGGGUUGACCAGGUCGCUUUCCGCUUCACCUAAUGUGAAGAUACAGACUGGCUUGGGGAUUAAAGAGCUAAAGCUCAACGAUUCUCGAUGGCAGGUUAAAGCGAGCGACAAUCGGCAAAUUACCUAUGAUGAGAUCGUUUCCACAACGUCUCCCCAUGAGCUACAUCGGCAGCUAGCUCCCACGCUCAGACGCACAGAUGCCUUCAGAGACCUUCAAGGCCAUAACUAUGCCGUUAGUGUCAUGAUCGUCAAUCUUUUCUUCAAAUCUCCGAAUUUAGUUCCCGUCAAUGGGUUUGGCUAUCUGAUCCCUCAGUCUGUAGCCCUGGAACAGAACCCAGAACGCGCCUUGGGAGUCGUAUUCAUGUCCUGUUGCAACGUGGAGCAAGACACGGCACAAGGCACCAAGUUAACCGUUAUGCUGGGAGGUCACUGUAUACCGUGGGACACACUUCCCGCAUGA
Messenger RNA from Uncinocarpus reesii 1704, 1416 nucleotides. RefSeq lists its product as uncharacterized. The record is from RefSeq and is a predicted model, not a curated record. Gene Ontology annotation, molecular function: protoporphyrinogen oxidase activity, oxygen as acceptor. Lineage: Eukaryota; Fungi; Ascomycota; Eurotiomycetes; Onygenales; Onygenaceae. Gene Ontology annotation, cellular component: mitochondrial inner membrane. Gene Ontology annotation, biological process: heme biosynthetic process. The transcript has 4 exons. The coding region runs from base 1 to 1416 and encodes 471 amino acids.